Plasmodium malariae is the source of this 2520-nucleotide messenger RNA. RefSeq names its product conserved Plasmodium protein, unknown function. NCBI's taxonomy places the organism in Eukaryota, Apicomplexa, Aconoidasida, Haemosporida, Plasmodiidae. Bases 1 to 2520 code for a protein of 839 amino acids. The record is from RefSeq and is a predicted model, not a curated record. The transcript has 14 exons.
AUGAUGAAAGAGGAUGACGAAUUGAAUCUUGUGAGAGACUACCUGAACGAGUUAAGCAUGUGUUCAGAAAAAUUAUACAACACAAAUUAUUAUAAUAGCUUAUCAAGGUAUAAGAAGCUAGGGGAUAAGAAGGACUAUGCUAUAAUGAAGUGCUUACGAAUGGAUGAAGAUCAACGAAAUCAGUUUACAAGCAUCGAUAAUGAGGAAUUCUCAACAAGCAAGGAAUGUGAGAGUAGCCUCAACGACUACUCGACGGAAGAAAAGACAGAAGGACAACCAAAAGGGGGGAAACGAGAAAAAGGGAUAGAAAAAGGGAAAAAAAAGGGGAAAAAAAAAAGAGGGGGAAAUCAUAGAAAGGAAGACAAAAAGGAGGACAAAAAGGAGGACAAAAAAGAAGAGAAUGAAAUAGCGAAAGGGAUAGUGAAUGAGAUAGCAAAAGCGAAAGUGAGAGAAAAAACAACUGUACAGGCGAAUGGAAAAAAGGAAAAACAAUAUAUCACAUUCUCUUUUAACAAGCAAAGGAAAAAUCAAAAAGGAUUUAAAGAUAGUGGUACAGAUUACAAGAGCUGCAAACUUAUGCUAUCUCAAAAGGACGAGGUACAACCAUUCGACAAAUCGAUACACAGAACGAAAAAGGCGUUACAUGAAGGAGAGAUAAUAAAAGCAUUUCCGAAUAGCAAGAGAAAUGAUUGUGUCUAUAACACAUAUGAUGAUUGUAAAAAAAAAGAAACGAGGUUGAUUGUAUGUAGAGAGGGGAACAAUGAAGAUCAUUUUUCUGUAGCUGAGCUGGGAAUAACAGAGGAAGGUGAGAAGGAAAAAGAUAUGGAAGUAAAGACAACGACAAAACAAAUAAUUGGAAAUUAUAUCAAUAAUGAUAAUGACGGAGUAAACGUAAAAAGGAGCUACGAAAGCAGCUCGUUUUGCACUCAAGAAGGUUCACUGACAAGUCAGUUGAACAAGAUGAGUACGACGAUUAAACCGUACAGACUUCUUAAAACCGAAAAAGGAAAUAAUUCAUAUAAUGAAGAUAAACAUGAGCGAGAGAAAAACAUAGUAGCCUUUUCAAACGAACAUGAGCAAGAACUAUUUGAAUACCUAAUCCUAAAAGCAAAUGACGAAAUAGAAAAAAUUAGUAGUAAGCUAGAGAAUAAAUACAAGAAUGAGUUAUUACGUAGAGUUAACAAUAUAAAAUAUGCGUAUGAAAAAGAAAUAAAAAAAUUAUUAAAAAAUAAAGCUUUUUUAUGUGUAGAAAAUGAAAAAAUGAAUCAGCAAGAGAAAGACAACCAGGAGAUAAUAAAAGAGUUAGAGCAUGCAAAACAUGCAUUAUUAAAUGAAAUGGAAAAAAUAAAAAAAAAUAAUAAUAAUGAAUGGAUGUUGCAUCAUGAUAUGUGUUUUCAAAAAGAGAUGUUAAAAAAUGACAAUGAAAAAAAAAUUAGAAAACUAAGUGAGCAGGUGGACAUAGGCAAUAAACAAAUACUGCAACAGGAAAAAAAGAUAUGUAUGUUAAAUGACAAUCUGAAUAGCAGUAGUGAAAAGUGUUUUUACCUUCAAAGUAAAUGGGACGCAGGAGAAAGAGCAUUACGUCAGAAGGACGAAGAAAUAGAAAACCUAAAAAUAAAACUGCACAAAUGGGUCCUUGAAAAAAAUGAAGUUGAGGAUAAAUUAAUGCAAUUGCAAGAUCAAAAUGGGAAGAUUGAGAGAGACAAUGACUGUCUAAGGAGCGAAUUAAACAAUGCAAAGCUCCAUGUUGUAAAGCUGAAGGAGCAGAAUGAGGAAGUUCUCCAGAAUAGUGACUACGUGCAGUCAUGCUACAAAAGAGAAGAAAAGAAGUUGAAAGAAGAUUUAGAAAACUACAAAACGGUAAAAGUGCACAACGUAAAAUGCGCCUUGCUAGAAAAUAAAAACGAUUUGACACUUUUAGAAGAGAAAUAUAAAAAAUUGCAAAUUGAGUUAAAAGACAUAGAAAAUGAAAAGUGCAUAUAUGAAAGGACGUGCUUGAAAAACGAAAGAACACAGAAAGACAUGUGCACGGAAAUAAAAAACCUAAAAAAUGAAUUGUACGAGUGUAAAAACAAAUUGCAUAGAAUGAACAAGUCGAGUGUGGAUGGUGUGCAGACAAGUCUAUUCAAAGCUGAAGCAAAGGAUUUCACCUUAACAGAAAAUGAAAGGAGUAACGGUGCAGGUAACAACGCAACUAUCCACGCAGCAAUCCAUGCAGUUAACGAUACAGGGGAAUUACAACAAAGAGAAGAACAGAUUGGCAAGGGGGAAAGGUUCUUAAACGAACUGGAUACAACACAAAAAAUAGCUUCCAUAGAAAAACAGUUGAUUCUGCUGAAGUUAGAAAAGAGCAGUAAAGAAGCCGAGCUAAUAAGGUGCCCCCAAUAUAGACGAAGAGCUGAAGAAAUUAAAAAAAAGGAGUUCCUUGAAGAGAAAUUGAAAUAUCUGGACGAAAAAAUAAACGUUCUCGGUCAAAAUUUAAGAUGUAUUAAAGCGCAGAGUACCAGUGGUAUGAACUGA